AUGUCCUCCCUCUUCUGUUCCCCUUCUCCUCAACCAUCAUCCACCAACAACCUCCACAACCAACUCCUAGAGUUGGAGAGGAAGCGACGCGGCCUCAAGCUCAAGAAGAGCAAACUACAAGACCGAAUCAAGGUCAUAGACACGUUGAUAGCCGACAAUAUCAACGACGCCCGCGUCAAGAUGAAGGAUCUUGACGCCAGCUUGGCCGCCGAGCAGGCGGUCAAGCCAUUCCAAACCGUCCUCGACCACCUCAACGGCAACGACGAGGUGGUCGAGGGACUUUGCCGCCAGAUGCAGGGCGACGCGGCGUUGAGGAUUGCCGUCCACGCCAUUGCCAAUGGCCGUGGUACCGCUGACCACAAGAUGAGAGUGGCGGCGGCUGUGAUGACUGAGUUGGCUGGAGAUGCCACUCAGCUCAUCCAAAACAUUGCGACAAGAGCACAGCAGCGCGUCAACAGUGACGUCAACGGCGGCGACGACGACGAUGAGAAUGUCGACGUCGACCAUGGCUCUCAAAACCUCGACAUCAUGUCAAUGUCCGAUGACAACCCGACGUUCCUCCACGAGCGAGUCAUCAGACAACCCUCGCUUCCAGACGCGAUGUCUUCUCACCGUCACCUCACCUCUGCCGGCUCUCCCAACGUCAAAAGCGAGGAGGACAGCACCAGUCAUCAGCCGACUCCAAUCCGAGCAACUCCAAGCAUGUACGCAGCUCAAGCCAACCUCACCGUCAACAAUGACAACAAUGACACAAACACACCCUCAUCCUCACCUGCCAACGUCAACCCAGCCCGCCAAUACAGCUCUGCAAACAUGUUUGCUCAACCUUCGAUUGCUACCGCAGCAAUGUACGCGUCGGCAUCUAGCACUACUCCCGUAGCCGCUCCCACUGCCACUGCCGCUGCUCCUACAGGUACAGCAGCGAGACUUGCAGCAGGAGAAGGAGCAAGAACUGGAGUGACCUCGAUGUUGUCGUCUAGAACUGCGCGCACCAACACAUCACAAACACAAGCUUCUGUCCAACCACCGGCCAGUACUCGAGCAGGACCUCCGCAAGCAGCAGGAUCACCAGCACGGUUCCAAAUCCCAGACACCGCUUCCAGAAUGCUUCGUCUUGAGAGCGCAUUCCCGGGUCUUCUUGAAAGUAUCAACCGUCCUCGUCCACCACCACCUGCACCGAAGAGACCUGCACCGCCUCCCGGUCCUACUCCACAACCUCCGGAGCGGCCAGUCACACCAGCUCGACCCAUCAAGCGAAACAAAACAAGUAAAGAAGCGAUCCUGCAGCCGGCCUUUGUCGAAUUCCUCGUCAAACUUCAGAACCUCCACCAGAGCGGCAAGUCGAUUGCCCGUGUGCUCCGUUGCUGCAAGUGCCAGAACGCACGUCGUGACGUCCGUGUCCUGUCCUGCCUCCACCUGUACUGCCACAAGUGCAUCAUCACGCUGCGCAACGACGCCUCGGCCGGCGACGCGCUCACGGGCUUCAAGGCCGCCUGCUCCGUCAGCGACUGCAAGGGCGCCGUGAGCGGCAAGACGUCCGUGAUUGACGGCGACAUUGUCGACUUCCUCAAUUGGUACGACACCCAGGACGCCGCGGUCGGAACCUUUGCGUCACAGAUACAGGUCAUGAAACUCGCACUCCAAAAGACCCCCGACGAUGACGACGUUCGUGCCAAAAAGAUUGCUGUCGAGAGAGACGUCAACGAUGCCAAGAGAAAAGGAGAGAUCGAUACACCUGUCGACUUGAUCAAGCUUGUGAGGCUGAUUAGAAAGCCUUUUUGA
Messenger RNA from Exophiala spinifera, 1782 nucleotides. RefSeq lists its product as uncharacterized. Bases 1 to 1782 code for a protein of 593 amino acids. The transcript has 2 exons. The record is from RefSeq and is a predicted model, not a curated record. NCBI's taxonomy places the organism in Eukaryota, Fungi, Ascomycota, Eurotiomycetes, Chaetothyriales, Herpotrichiellaceae.